Molecule: messenger RNA, 1992 nt
Organism: Baudoinia panamericana UAMH 10762
Lineage: Eukaryota; Fungi; Ascomycota; Dothideomycetes; Mycosphaerellales; Teratosphaeriaceae
Exons: 2
Coding region: 1-1992 (663 amino acids)
Cellular component (GO): mitochondrion
Source: RefSeq, a predicted model, not a curated record
AUGUUCAAGCGACUUCUUGUUGAGUCGGUAGCAGCAGGCCCGCACUGUCGAGCAGUAUGCACAAAUGCAGGGCGCGCAUGGAGUGAAGGAUUCGCGAUCCCGUCUCGCCACCAACUUCGAAGAUGGCUUGACCAUGAUCGACGACAGUUCUCUUGCGCACACUCAAGCCGACAACAUAUUGCUCCAACCGCGCGAGAUGGCUCAAUUCUCGAGGUGCCAGCAUCCUAUGCAUUGCACUCGGCUGAUCGAGCCAAGCGUCUCCCUACGGUGUGCCCCGGAUGCGGAGCGCACAGUCAGACAGUCGACGAGGCUAGCCCAGGGUACUAUAAUGUGCGACGGGGGAGAAAUCCUGUCAAGAAGCAGAAACCCGCUUCAGAAGAUGAGAUCUAUCAAAGAGCGCUUGUAAGCAACUCCGCGCUAGGCGGAAUCGAAGGCAUCAAUGACCCUUCAGUACCACCCUCACCUCCGCCUCGUGCAGUGUCUAUCUGCGAUCGCUGCCAUGAGCUCAUGUACCACUCGAAAGGGAAUUCGGUUGUUCAUCCGUCUAUGCAAAGCAUUCAGGCCAUCAUCGAGGAGAGUCCGCACAAGCACAACCAUAUCUACCACGUCCUAGACGCCGCAGACUUCCCGAUGAGCUUGAUCCCGAACCUGCAGCACGCACUCGACCUACCUCGUCUGCGAACACAGAAUCGUAGAUCGAAAAGUAUCCGCUACUUGCAUGACCGCGUUGCAGAAGUAAGCUUCAUCAUUACUCGAUCCGAUUUGCUGGCUCCGAACAAAGAGCAGGUUGACAGUUUGAUGCCUUACCUGCAGGAGGUGCUACGUGAUGCGCUUGGUCGAAGCGGUCGACGCAUCAGACUGGGUAAUGUGCGAUGUGUCUCCGCAAAGCGAGGAUGGUGGACUCGCAACGUCAAGGACGAUAUAUGGGCGAAAGGUGGCGCUGGUUGGAUGGUUGGGAAGACGAACGUAGGGAAGAGUGCACUGUUCGAAGCUGUCUUUCCAAAGGGGCGGAACCAGAACCAAGAUCUCAAUCCGGAUAGGCUCAGUCUAGACGAGGAAGACGCGGAUGAGGAAGUCUUGAUUGAUGCCGGUGACUUUUCUCUAUUACCGCCAAUGCAACCGGAGACGGCAUACCCAGUCAUGCCUGUCGUUAGCGCCUUACCUGGCACUACUGCCUCACCGAUCCGAGUACCUUUCGGUAACGGCAAGGGCGAACUGAUCGAUCUCCCGGGCGUCUACCGCUCUUCGUUGGAAGACCACAUUCAAGACAAGCAUCGCAAGGAGAUUAUCAUGCAGUCCAGGGUUGUGCCUGAGCAGUUCACUAUCCGGCCCGGGCAAUCGCUACUACUGGGUGGACUCAUACGCAUUACGCCAAAGCUAUCGGAAGGCCUGGUGAUGCUCGCCUAUCCCUUUGUGCCCGCGGCCUUCGAGCCGCACGUCACGGCUACGCAUAAGGCGGUUGCUAUCCAGACCGGCGUGUAUUCUGCAGACAGCAUAGACAAGGAAGGUGAGACGUAUACCGGCACGGUGACCAACAUUGCGAAGGAUGACGCUAAGAACCAGAUCGCUAACGCCGGCAACUUCGCGCUCGAAUGGAACAUCACCAAACGACGUGCUGGGCCCCUUACAGAUCGUGCGGCAGGCAAGCAAAAAGCGGAUAAUCUGCCUUUCAUCGUCUACGGCGCCGACAUCCUCAUCGAGAGCGUGGGGUGGGUGGAAUUGGUGUGCCAGGUGCGGAGACGGAGCGAGUCGUUGCUUUCUGCUGAUGCUCUCGGUGCGCUUGAGCUGGAGGCUGGCGGAGGAUCAACAAUACCGGAGGUAGAAGUUUUCAGUCCGGAGGGGAAGUAUAUCGGGGUGCGGAGGCCGAUGAGCGCGUGGUUGUUGGGCGGAAAGCGCAAGGUGGCGGUUCAUAAGCGGAAGGUGAGGCCGAGGAUGAGUAUUGGGAUGCUGAAGAGACGGCAGGGUGGGAAGGGUGCCGUGUUGGCUGAGUGA